Frankliniella occidentalis (western flower thrips) is the source of this 2153-nucleotide messenger RNA. RefSeq lists its product as uncharacterized. The transcript has 9 exons. Lineage: Eukaryota; Metazoa; Arthropoda; Insecta; Thysanoptera; Thripidae. The annotation marks the transcript as partial. The record is from RefSeq and is a predicted model, not a curated record.
GAACAAGAGAGGAACGGUACUGCAAGUAAUGGCGCCCGAUUCAAACGUGCGCAAAAGUGUACCUUUCCCCCGACGCUCUGAUUCUCCAAGUCUCUCUUCUAAUCACGACGUGUGGCAGCACUCGAACUAGUUUGGAGUAAAACAAAGACGGUUUUAGUCGAAUCUGCUACGCACGCGUGCUGGUGGACGUGAGGAGGCCGCUUGUCCAUUGUUGUCCGCCAUUGUUUGGGUGUUUGGCACGCUUUGCGAGAGGCCCUGCUUGCUUGGCGCCUCUGGCCGGCAAGGCUUAGGCGGCUCAGGCCACCUGGUGGCGCCUGGCCGAGUGGCACCCGCAGAGGCGUGCUGCGCGUGACCACGCAGUGACCACACAGUGACCGCCGGGGCGCAGCACUCUGGACGGACAUGGCGUCACCCGUCGUGUCCCUGUCCCUGCCCCAGAUGGUGGACCUCGCCCUGGGGUCACCAGAGGUGGGCUCCGUCAACUUCAACAUCCUGCACUCGUUGCUGCACGUGAUGAUCCAGCAGCUCGAGCUGCAGCAGUGCGCCGUCGAGUUCCGCGGCCCCGACUCGGAGCGCAUCCAGGCCGCCAUCGCGGGCAGCGCCGCCCCCGCAGCCAAGCUCUCGGAGUACCGGGUACGGGACCGCAGCAGGAAGGACAAGGAGAUAGCGAAGCAGGCCGCCCAGGAUGACCGCGGGGCGACUGAGACAGGGGAGCUGGACGAGGACAGGAGAGGACGCACGAGGACGCGCGCAGCUCGCGCAGCCCGCGACCUCCCCAGCAGCGCGAGUAGCAGCAGCACCAGCGUUAGCGACGGCCACGGCGCGGGUGGCACGAGGUCAAAGGGCAGGAAGGGGUGUCGUCGGCUCCUCGGCCUGGAGGACGCCGAAGAAGUGUUGCGGCACUCGCGGAGGCGGCGCUUCUCGGCGCACCUCCUGGAGGUGCUGGCCAGCUCGCACCGCCUCGGUCGGCUGUCCGAGGAUGCAGCGUCCACACUGCAGUCCCAGGUGCGCGUCGUCGAGGACUCGGAGGCCAUCGCCGACCCGACGAAACGCACCCGGAUGGGCCUGGAGGAGCGCGCCGAGGCCGUCGAGAGUGAGAUCGCUAAGCUCACCGCGCAGGGCGAGGACGCGUUCCGCAGGCUGAGGGUGCUGGAGGGCGCCCUGGAGGACGCGCUGGAGGGAGCUCAUCUGGGGCGCAAGCCCAGGCGGAGGGCCAGUAGGGACACCGCCACGACAGGUAACAAGGUAGGGUUAGGAGAGCAGGGCUCGUCUGACACGCCGCCGACGUGGGCUCCGGCUGCGCCUACAGCCGCCGCCACCCUUCCAGACGCGGACCUGUCCGGCCUGCUGAGGGACGAGCACCUCCUGCUCGCGCUCAAGAGCAAGAUGGCCGUCCUCGCCCCCACCGGGGUCCCCGCGCUACCUGAACGUGCGCGGGGCUGGACAAGGGGCUCGGGGCGCUGGACAGGCGGCUCCACGGCAUGCAGGUCAGAGGGCACUGGGUUGGAGUCGCUUGUCUACCACGCGGUGCGAACGAAGCGGGUCGUGUUCCAGGAGGACCUGGACGGCGCGGUAUCCCACAUUGGGAUCCUGUUCAGGGAGCGAGACCAGAGAGCACUCGCCGUCCAGGGACUCCAGACGCAGGUCCAGGCGCUGGAGAAGCACAAGGCCGACAGGUGGCAGCUGGAGGCCGCGCUGGCGGAGAAGGCCGACCGCGGGCUGGUGUCUGCCAAAGUCUCGCACACCGAGUUUACUGCGGCCUGCACCAACAUUCACAACGACCUAGGGCAGGCCAAGUCGAAGCUGCACGAGACCGAGAGUCGACUGGACUCCAAACUGGACCGCACCGAGUUGCCAGCCGUGGCCGCCGAGCUAGCCGAGCACGUCGAGAGGCUGGUCGCCGAGCGGCCGUGCGACCAGGCCAGGCAGCAGCAGCUGGCCCAGCAGGCGCAGACCAUGCAGGCCGAGCACUUCGCGGCGGCCACCAAAGUCAGGUUGAUCAGGAACGUGACGUGCAUCUCCUGCGACGGGCCGCGCGCCAUGCGCUGCGACGACUGGUGCCCCGCCGUGCCGACGUGCGAAAGCUUCCCGGACAGGAGGCCGACGCGGCCGUACCUCGGGGGCCAGCCCUGCCAGGCGACGCCCCCGCGCAG